Molecule: messenger RNA, 1458 nt
Organism: Plenodomus lingam JN3
Lineage: Eukaryota; Fungi; Ascomycota; Dothideomycetes; Pleosporales; Leptosphaeriaceae
Source: RefSeq, a predicted model, not a curated record
AUGGCAAUCGCCCGGUAUUCCUCCAAGCGCACACAUGACGAAGCUGUGUUCAGCCGCCUACAUGCCCUGACGCCAUGUAAACAAGGCUCAGAAAUUGCGCGCUGGGUCGUGGCGGUCGCCGACUCCGAGGCCGGCCAUGACGACGUGCUCCCCACUGCUAAGCGCCAGCGGGUGCUGCGCAGUCUCCACACCACCUCGCAUCGAGUGAAGACCGCGAAACGUAACAUGGCUGCAGCCUCGCCGACGCGCCGAUUGAAGAGAGACAGAUCACCCGCGAAGAAGAAUGUGGUGGUAGCGACACGGCGAAAAGGGCGACAGGGAGGACUAGAAGAAGCCGACGCAGACGUUCAACAAAGCGCGGUCAAUGCGUUCUCCGAGGGUACACCCUCGCUCCCCGCGCCUGCAUCGUCGUUACGCUCGCUAUCGCCCCCCAAGAGGAAGACAGCCUCUACAAAGGCGGACCUGGCGUACCUCAACCCAAACAUUGAGUUUUUUCCCUUGAGGCAUACCGGGGAGACUGGCAUAUUGCUGCCCGUGUCUGUCACCGAGCUCUGGAGCCGUUGCGAGAAAAGACAGCUCGACCCGCUAACAACAGACCCUCCCGUUCCUCUCACCGACAAAGACCACAGAAUCAUCAAUGACACUUUGUCUGACGCAUUCGAGCAAGCGGAGAAAUGGCGCGACACAACUACUGAACCACACUGGAUAUCUGUCGUGGUCGGUCCCAUACUGCAUCUCCUGCGCCGAAUUGAGUGCUUCAAGAAUUCUGCUGUCCCUAAUGCGAGGAUUGCUGUCCUCGACGUAACACCUAUCGAGAUCUCCCCAGCUGAGCUCGUCCCCUUCUCUAAAGACCCCGUACUCUACCGCGACCUCGACAAGCGCAUCGACUACGUCGUCGGCCUCGAUCUCCACCGAACCACGCUUAAAACGCUCCGCCGCACUAAGUAUUGCACGGCCGCCCCGUCCAUCAAUCAGACCGCCUCGUUCGCCAACGAGACUCCCAUCUUCCUCAACAUCGAGGUCAAGCGCCGACACGUUGCCCGGGACCCAACAGUCCAGCUCGCGGCGUGGAUUGCCGCCGAGUUUACAAAGCGAAGGUACGAGGAAUGGGAUCUUGGGUUUCCGGUGUUUACUGUAGAGAUUGAUGGCGAUAAUUGGCUACUGCGUGUCGCUGCUGCACGCGUUGUCCUGCGCGCCGGCGCUGCAGCUGAGUCUCCUGGAAACGGGGAAGGGAAUGCACCUGAAACAGAAGCUGAAGAAGGACCGACCACGCUGCCAGAAGAUGAAUACGAGCUCUUCUUCUUUGGACCACUGGCUCUGGGCGAUACGUUGACUCUCGAGGGCUCGAAGAGGUUGCUUGCCAACCUGAUUGAUAUCACAAAGUGGGGGCAGUCUGAAUUUCGGACGUGGUGGGGGGCGAAUGUGCACAAGGUUUUGGAGAAGAGGCUGCGGCGUUGA